Molecule: messenger RNA, 2007 nt
Organism: Branchiostoma floridae (Florida lancelet)
Lineage: Eukaryota; Metazoa; Chordata; Leptocardii; Amphioxiformes; Branchiostomatidae
Product: prolyl endopeptidase-like
Exons: 10
Coding region: 110-1462 (450 amino acids)
Biological process (GO): proteolysis
Cellular component (GO): Golgi apparatus; cytoskeleton
Molecular function (GO): serine-type endopeptidase activity
Source: RefSeq, a predicted model, not a curated record
UGACAGGUUCUUUGUGGAUGUGAGCCACACGAAGGACAGGAAGUUUGUAACAAUCAACAGUAACUCCAAGACGACGUCUGAGGUUAGGGUGGUGAGUUCCUCCUCACCAAUGGGAGAGCCCCAGCUGGUGCAGGCUAGGAUAGAGGGGACGGAAUACUACAUGGAACAUCAGGGUGGCAAGUUCUUCUUCCUCACAAACCAUGGCAGUGCAGCUGAUUACAAGCUGAUGUGUGCUCCAACUGAUGCCACUUCAUCAUCAGAGUGGAGAGAAGUGGUGCCUGCCAGACCCAGUGGCAGGGUGGUUGACAUGGACAUGUUCCACCAGGGAUGUGUCUUGGCUGAGAAGAGGGGAGGAGUGCCUGCCAUCACUGUUGUACCUACAGACAGGGCCCAAGACACUUACUCCUUUAAGUUGCCGACGUGGGCCUGUAUGAUCAAGCCUGGUGCCAACACCACAGCUGACACCUCGGGUUACAGGUUCACCCUGUCCUCCCCCAUCCACCCUGAGGUGGAGUUUGAAUUCCACCUGCCCACCAAACAACUCUGGAAGCAAACAACAGAGGGCCCCCCUGCUGUACCAAAUCAUUAUGUCAUGCACAGGCUCAUGGCAACAAGUCAGGAUGGGACAAGUGUUCCCCUGACUGUGUUCCACAAGAAGGAUGUGGAAUAUGCAGGGAAGAACCCACUCCUGGUGCAUGCCUAUGGUGCCUAUGGUGAAGAUGUGAACAUGGGCUUCAGGUCUGAAAGACUGGUACUGUUGGAGAGAGGAUGGGUCCUUGCCUUCUGCCAUAUCAGAGGUGGAGGUGAGCUCGGGAGGCAAUGGUACCACCAAGGCAGACUGCUGAAUAAAGAACAAAGUUUCCAGGAUUUGGAAAGCUGCAUUGCCCACCUGCAUGGAGCUGGCUACUCCUCCCCUGGUCUGACGGCAGCCUGCGGCACCAGCGCAGGGGGCACGGCUGUGGCUGCCCUGUGUAACAGGAGUCCUGAUCUGAUAGCUGCUGCAGUCAUGAAGGUUCCCUUUGUGGAUGUGCUGAGUGUGAUGCUGGACCGAUGUCUCCCCCUGACCGCACAGGAGUUCCAGGAGUGGGGGGACCCUACUGCAGAACCUGAUGUCUUCAAAUAUAUACAGUCCUACUGUCCUUACCACAAUAUAAAACAACAGAGCUAUCCUGCUAUGUUGGUGACAGCUGCCCUAGAUGAUACAAGGGUACCAUAUUGGAGCCCACUUAAAUAUGUUGCAAAACUUCGCGGUCUUCAACAGCUAACUUCUCAUCAGUCAAGCAACCACCAGGAAAGAAUGACUGGACAUGGCAAUGAUAUGAACAUCUGUAGAAAUCUUCUUCUCCUACAAGUACAUGAAAAGGGUGGUCACUUUGGCCAUGACAGCCAUGCUGUUGAUUCUGAACAGGCUGCAUUGGAGUACGCAUUCUUGUACAAGGCACUUGGACUGUCCAUGUUAUGAUGGAAGGUGUUUCAAUUCAUUUGCAUCUAAGACAUUAAAAAAAAAACAAUCAUACUUCCCAGCAAGUUGCUUAAAUGACCGGACUGUAUGACAUACAUGAAUUGUCAAUUUCCAAGUCACACAAAGCUUUUAUUGGGAAACACCACUACAAAUAUCUCUAUUAAGUAGGUAUUGCCUGUAUCCAAGUAUCUAGAGACGUUUUUAAUAUUAAAAUUUGAAUGUUAUCCUGUGUGUAAUAAUCACCAAAUGGAAUUAUAGAGUCUAGAUAUUUGCAUGACAAUAAUUACAUCUAUCAUGUAAGACAAACUGAAAUAGAGUCCCUAGGUGGAUUUGAUAUUAAUCCUAAAGUCCUUCAGUGCUUGAAGGGCAAAGCCAGUUCUCAGACUGAAUCAGGUUGUAUUGUCAAUGAUGUAUUGAAGUCCAGAAUGGAUGUUUGUUUAACACCAUGUACAUAUGGGAGUAAUGUUAGAUGGGAACUAUAAUUGUGUGUUCACUGCAAAUUUGUGGUGAUGCUAAAUGGACUUGAACAUGAAUGAAUAACCCAU